AAUUUCCGCUCAUGUUGAAUAGGAAAAUAAAAAAACAUAAAAAUAAAAGAGUGGAAACAUUACUGGAAAAUCCAGUUUGGGAAAGUAAUUAGUGGACUUCCAUUUACAUCCUCAAUUUUCCCAAAACAAACAAUUUCUUCCUCCUUUAUUACCCUUCUUUUUCGAUUCUUUUUCUUUUAUACAGUCUUCCAUUUCUCUCACCCGAUGGACAUCAUCAGUCAGUUACACAGAAAGAUUACUGAUUUCACUGCUUCUUUAUAUCGAGAGAAUUUUGUAGAUGAUCAGUUUACUCAGCUACAGAAGCUGCAAGACGAGAGCACUCCUGAUUUUGUGAUUGAGGUGGCUACGCUUUUCUUUGAAGAUUGUGAGAAGCUUAUCCUUAAUAUGCGCAAUGCUUUAGACCAAACCUUUGUGAAUUUUCAACAGGUGGAUUCACAUGUUCAUCAAUUGAAGGGUAGUAGUUCCAGUAUGGGUGCAGCAAGAAUCAAAAACAUGUGCAUUGCUUUCAAAUCAUAUUGCGAUUCCCAAGACCGUGACGGGUGUAUAAGAUGUCUUCGACAGGUGAGCAACGAGUACGCUCAAUUGAAAGUCAAGCUUGAAACUUUGUUUAGGCUGCAGCAACAGAUCGUUGCAGCAGGUGGAUCAAUUCCCGUACUACUAUAAGUAAAUGUUAUUAUAUUGACGCCGACACAGAAUUGAUUGUUUGAUGUUAAAGAUACUCCACUUGUAGGUGUUAUUCUAGGUUUGAGGGUUUGAGUUUUCAGGGGUCAACAAUGUGAAUAAACAUUUAUGCAUCUGCUUCACAGAACUUAUUAUUUAUAGUGUUGAUUGCUUUUUCAGUA
Mercurialis annua (annual mercury) is the source of this 842-nucleotide messenger RNA. Its product is annotated as histidine-containing phosphotransfer protein 3. The transcript has 6 exons. The record is from RefSeq and is a predicted model, not a curated record. Gene Ontology annotation, biological process: phosphorylation; cytokinin-activated signaling pathway; phosphorelay signal transduction system. The coding region runs from base 205 to 663 and encodes 152 amino acids. NCBI's taxonomy places the organism in Eukaryota, Viridiplantae, Streptophyta, Magnoliopsida, Malpighiales, Euphorbiaceae. Gene Ontology annotation, cellular component: cytoplasm; nucleus. Gene Ontology annotation, molecular function: histidine phosphotransfer kinase activity; protein histidine kinase binding.